Pieris rapae (cabbage white) is the source of this 1894-nucleotide messenger RNA. RefSeq names its product ADP-ribosylation factor GTPase-activating protein 3 (gene ArfGAP3). Gene Ontology annotation, biological process: COPI coating of Golgi vesicle. Lineage: Eukaryota; Metazoa; Arthropoda; Insecta; Lepidoptera; Pieridae. The record is from RefSeq and is a predicted model, not a curated record. The transcript is spliced from 10 exons. Bases 75 to 1613 code for a protein of 512 amino acids. Gene Ontology annotation, molecular function: GTPase activator activity.
CAUCCGUCAAAUAUGAACUACCAAGUACUAAGUCCUAUUUGAUCUGUUAUCAAGUCAAAAAUCAAAAUAUUAAAAUGGCUGACGGAACUCCUAGUAAAAGCGAUAUUGAAGCAAUUUUUCAGAGACUAAGAUCUGUUUCAGCCAAUAAAAUAUGUUUCGACUGCAACGCUAAGAACCCUACGUGGUCGUCGGUGACGUACGGAGUUUUCAUCUGCUUAGACUGCUCAGCGGUGCACCGGAGUCUUGGAGUGCACAUAACCUUCGUACGGUCCACCCAGCUUGACACGAAUUGGACAUGGAAGCAAUUACGGAAUAUGCAGCUGGGUGGAAACGUAAAUGCGACUCAGUUUUUCCGAACACAUGGGCUUGUAACCGACGAUGCACGUCAAAAGUACAAUUCAAGAGUUGCACAAAUGUACAGAGACAAACUAAAUACAAUGUCUGAACAGGCCAUGAAAACAUAUGGUACCAAACUACAUUUAGAACCUGCCACAGCUGAGAAAGAAAACAAGGCACCUAAGGAGGUAGACUGGUUUGCAGAACAUACUGACGGCACUAACAUUGACUCAGAGAUAUUGUACGCACAGGCCUACUCCGCGGCGGUCACUGCGGUGAACAACAAUUUCAGCGAAGAAGCUCGGCUCUGGGGCGCGAAAGAUUCAGAUGACGCGGCGCCAUCGAGCAAAGCCACACCGAGGCAAACGGCGAGGAGGACAAAUCCGAAGCUAGGUGCUCGCAAAGGAGGUCUGGGGGCGACCAAGGUGGCCGCCAACUUCGACGACAUCGAGCGAGAAGCCGUCAUGGCGGAAAAGCUGAGAAUGGAGACGCCGGCCGCCCGCACCCAGCCUACGGCCGAAUCCGUCGCCGAGGAGGUGGCCGCUCUGCGUCUGCAGUACCGCCCCGACGCGCCUCGGCAGCACGCCGACAGACUCGGCAUGGCCAACACUGCGGCCCGAGACCGAGGCGGAGUGUCGCACAGCGCCACGCACGCCAUGCAGAGCAUCGAGCAGGAGGACGCGUCCCCCGCCGCCGACGCUCCCGACGUGGACGACUUCGCCGCCGCCUUCACCAUGAUCAGAAACGAGCCGUUCGGUCGCGGCGGGGACCUCGGCGGCGGCGAGACAUCCGCCGACUGGCACAUCAUUCCGGAGCCCGGGCGUUUCUCGCGCCCCCCGCCGAGCUCCGAGCCCCGCUCGGCGCCCGCGCAGCCGCGCCGCGCCCCUCGCUCGCGAGCUCGCGACGACGACGACGACUCCGCCGUCAAGAAGUUCGGCUCGGCCAAGUCCAUCAGCUCGGCGCAGUUUUUCGGCGAUCAGGAGUCCCGCGGCGACGAGUCGGCGCUGUCGCGGUUCUCGGGCAGCUCGCACAUCUCGUCGGCGGAGCUGUUCGGCGGCGCCGCCCCUCGCCAGCCCGCCUUCGCGGUCUCCGCGCCGGACCUCGACGACGUGAGUUUCCUCCGUGUCCGUACUUCGCGGCACCGAUCGGUAGCUAAAAUCGCCGGAUGUCGGCAGGUUCGCGAAUCGGUGCGCAUGGGCGUGACGCGCGUGGCCGGGCGUCUGUCGUCGCUGGCCAACGGCGUGGUGUCUUCCAUCCAGGAGAAGUACGGCUACUGAUGAUUAGAUAUCUCCAAACUCAAGUCAAAGCAAUUACAAGGAACCAUUUAUUCUACAACAUUUUGCAUAUUAAUGUACAUUUGUAAGUAAAGUAUUGUCAGGCCGAGCAUUUUCUACUUCUCUUUGACAAUUAAACAUUCCUCAACCGAGAACACAACUCGUGGGCUCCGAUAUUAAAUGUACGGAGCCUUUUUCGCUCUUAUUUAUUUGAUACUUUGUGAAUACUGAAGAACCUCUACGGACGAUUAUGAUUCAAUUAAUAAAAAUAUAUUUGCAAUAAA